AUGUCAGUCCACAUAUUGCGAGAGCCCACCAUUGCAGAGCGGCACCAGCAAUGGAUGGCCGAAUAUGUUCGGACCUACGAGGACCCACAGGAGAAUGCAAAAUGCCAGGCGAUUUUCGCCGAGAACUUGCAUUCAUUGAGGAUUUCAAAAGACCUGACCAAUGAGGAGUUUAUCCGAAGCCAUACGAAAUACCUGGCAUUUAAGGGGAUCCUGCUGGGCAUUCUCAGUCGUAGCAGCAGUAGAAGGAAUCGUGGGGAUCACAAGUGGCAACUAUCGGUGCUCUUUGAGCAACAACUGAUAGAUUGUGAUGCCACAAGCUACAGCUAUAGAGGCGGUUACCCAGACAAUGCUUUCAACUCGCAACUAGACCACGUCGUUGUCGUCGUUGGGUACGGGAAGAGCGAGGAUGGAAUCGAUUUCUGGAAGAUCAGGAACUCUUUGGGCGAGGCAUGGGGUGAAGGCGGUUACAUGAGGGUUCAGAGGCGGUGGUAG
Eucalyptus grandis is the source of this 492-nucleotide messenger RNA. RefSeq lists its product as uncharacterized. Gene Ontology annotation, cellular component: lysosome. Gene Ontology annotation, molecular function: cysteine-type endopeptidase activity. Bases 1 to 492 code for a protein of 163 amino acids. The transcript has 4 exons. The record is from RefSeq and is a predicted model, not a curated record. NCBI's taxonomy places the organism in Eukaryota, Viridiplantae, Streptophyta, Magnoliopsida, Myrtales, Myrtaceae.